CAGCGCGCACGCAUUUCCGGGAAGACCCCGAAAGUUUCCGGGAAGCCAGCCAAUCAUGUUUCCAAUGCAAACUCAGUGGCGGCAUUUUCAAGUGGAUGCACUGGCCACAGUCCCGCCCUCGCGUUCUACUGCUUUGCGCGAAAGAAACUGAUGGGGAUCCGAACGGUGGCGGUUAAGCUGCUGCUGCUGCCGGUGUUUGAGCGAAGCCUUUGGUGGCCGUAGGCGUAAUGACCGGGCGACAAAAAACGCUUUUCCAGACGUGGGGGUCAAGCGUCUCCCGGUCCGCCUGGGCUCCUGGUGGCGGUUCCGGAACUGAGAGGCCUCAGAUCCCUGGCAGCUCCAGAGCGCGUAACCGUGCACAGACUGAGGCUGCAGAGGCUCAGCCGGAGACAGAAGAUGACGUGUUGCUGGUCGCGGUGUACGAGGAUGAGAGGAAGCUGAAUCUAGAGGACGGCGGGUUCUGUACCUCAGCAGGCGCCUUGUGGAUUUACCCUACCAACUGUCCAGUGCGGGACUACCAGCUGCACAUCGCCCGGACUGCUUUGUUCUGUAAUACUUUGGUGUGUCUGCCCACUGGACUGGGCAAGACCUUUAUUGCCGCCGUAGUCAUGUACAAUUUCUACCGCUGGUAUCCUUCCGGCAAGGUGGUUUUCAUGGCUCCCACGAAACCCUUGGUGGCACAGCAGAUCGAGGCUUGCUACCGGGUGAUGGGGAUCCCGCAGUCCCACAUGGCCGAAAUGACAGGAUCUACUCAAGCUUUCACCAGGAAGGAAAUAUGGACCAGUAAGAGAGUCCUUUUUCUUACACCUCAAGUCAUGGUAAAUGACCUUUCUAGAGGAGCUUGUCCGGCAGCUGAAAUAAAGUGUCUAGUUAUUGAUGAAGCUCAUAAAGCACUUGGGAACUUUGCUUAUUGUCAGGUUGUAAGGGAACUAGUCAAAUAUACAAAUCACUUUAGAAUCUUGGCUCUCAGUGCCACACCAGGUAGUGAUAUAAAGGCAGUGCAACAGGUCAUUACUAACCUACUAAUUGGGCAGAUAGAGCUUCGUUCUGAAGAUUCUCCAGACAUUCUACCAUACUCUCAUGAAAGACGUGUUGAAAAGCUUGUUGUUCCCCUUGGUGAGGAACUUGCAGGAAUCCAAAAGGCAUAUAUCCAGAUUUUGGAAACAUUUGCCAGUCCUUUGAUUCAGAGGAAUAUUUUAAUGGGAAGGGAUAUUCCCAACCUUACAAAAUACCAGAUAAUUCUGGCAAGAGAUCAAUUUAGGAAAAACCCAUCUCCAAAUACUGUGGGAAUACAACAAGGCAUAAUUGAGGGAGAGUUUGCUAUUUGUAUUAGCUUAUAUCAUGGUUAUGAAUUAUUGCAGCAAAUGGGAAUGAGAUCAUUAUAUUUCUUCCUUUGUGGAAUUAUGGAUGGAACUAAAGGAAUGACUCGGGCAAAAAAUGAACUCAGCCGAAAUAAGGACUUCAUGAAACUCUAUAAUCACCUAGAAUGUUUGUUUGCAAGUACACGCCAUACUUCAGCAGCUGGUAUUUCUGCUAUCUGCAAAGGAGGUAAAGAUAAACGAUUUUUCUAUAGUCAUCCAAAGUUAAAGAAAUUAGAAGAAGUUGUGGUUGAACAUUUCAAGUCAUGGACUGCUCAAAGCACCUCUGAAAAGAAAUGUGACGAGACCAGAGUUAUGAUCUUCUCAUCAUUUCGAGAUAGUGUCCAAGAAAUUGCAGAAAUGCUUUUUUAUCAUCGGCCAAUUAUUAGAGUCAUGACUUUUGUUGGUCAUGCUUCAGGGAAAAGCAUGAAGGGUUUUACCCAGAAGGAGCAACUGGAGGUAGUGAAGCAGUUUCGUGAUGGUGGUUACAACACAUUGGUUUCUACCUGUGUUGGUGAAGAAGGGUUGGAUAUAGGGGAAGUUGAUCUUAUAAUAUGUUUUGAUGCCCAGAAGAGUCCGAUUCGUCUUGUACAACGAAUGGGUAGAACUGGCCGCAAACGUCAAGGCAGGAUUGUUGUUAUCCUUGCUGAAGGACGGGAAGAACGCACUUAUAAUCAAAGUCAGUGCAACAAAAGAAAUAUUUAUAAAGCUAUUUCAGGCAACAGGCAAGUCCUUCAUUUUUACCAAGGAAGUCCACGAAUGGUUCCUGAUGGAAUCAAUCCAGAAUUACACAAAAUGUUCAUCACACAUGGUAUCUGUGAACCAGAGAAGCCUUCUCGGAAUGUGCAGAGGAAGUCGUCUCUCUUUUCUUAUAGGAAUGGAGUCAGGCAAAAUAACUCAAAAAAAGGUUGGUCCUUAUUGGAAGAAGAAUAUAAAUUAUGGAAUACACUUUAUAGAUUAAGGGACAGUGAUGAAAUUAAGGAAAUAACAUUGCCUCAAGGUCAAUUUCUGUCUUUACAGAAUGAGAAAAACAGCCUAACACAGGAACAAACCAUUGGAAUUCAUCAACUCUCUCUUUCUGAAUGGAGAGUGUGGCAGGAUCAUCCUUUUCCUACUCAUCAAGUUGACCAUUCAGAUCGAUGCCACCACUUUAUAAGCAUUAUGCAAAUGAUAGAAGGAAUGAGACAUGAAGAGGAAGAAUGCAGCUAUGAAUUGGAAAUGAAAUCUUAUUUACAAAUGGAAGAUGUUAGCUCAAAAUUUAGUGCUCUCAGGAAUAAAUAUAAUCCUCUUACUGACAGCAGCCUUACUGCUAAGAAGAGAGCUUUACUUACAAAGAAUAUAAAGCAAAAUAUUUCAUUCUCAAUGGCAGAAUCUGAUGAAGAAUGUGCUGAAAUUUUGAAACAAACUCAUAUCAAACCCACUAAAAUUGUUUCUCUGAAGAACAAAGCUUCUAAAGAAAUGAAAAAAGAUCUGCCUAAAAAAGAAAAUAAUUAUAGUAUUAUGAAUUCUUUGGAUACUGAAGAAAAUUCUGUUGUUGAAAAUGCUUUUCAUAUAGCCAUAUCAAGUGAUAAAAUGGCAUCAGAUACAGAUGAAGUUGCUGCCCCAUGUACUAUCCAUGAAAAUGUUAUUAACGAGCCAUAUGUCUUACUAACAGAGUGUCAGUUUACAAAUAAAUCCACCAGUUCAUUUGCUGGAAAUUUUUUAGAUUCUGGUUAUAACAGUUUUAGUGAUGAGAAGUCUUUUCCAUCAAGCUUGUUUCUUCCAUUUGAAGAAGAGCUUUUAGUUAGAAGAGAUGAUCAAUUUUAUAGUUGUCAAUCAUUGACAGAAGAGAUACUAGCUAAUGUAGAGAGAUUUUUAUCUCAUUCUCCUCCACCUCUUAAUGGGCUCUCAGCUUUGGAAUAUGAAAUCACAAAGGAUUCUGCACUUAAAAAUUUGCUUUUCCCAUCCUACAGAGAGUAUUCACAAAAUGAUAAAUCUACCUGUUUGAUGUCAACUUCAGCUGUGAAGUCCCAACAAAAUUUAGAAUUCAAUUUACUAAACUUAACCUCUUCUACUGUUAAUCAUUCUUCUGAAAUAAAUGGCCUUCAUGGUGCUAGUAAUGGUAAGAUUUCUGAUGUGCUAAUCUGCUGUGACCAUGAUGGUGAACUACAUAAAGAUAUUCAAAAUGAAAAUUUAGUACCUGACAAUCAUGCUCAAAUAAACAUAGGCCAUUCACAGUAUUCCGGUAAAGAAAAGAAUCCUGAUGUUUAUAAUAAUGGCCUCUCAACAUUGUUCAAUGAUCAGAAUGAGAGUUUACUAUUAUUUGAAGAUGAUAAUACAGAGUUUAAUAGUGUAACCUUUUCUCCCUUGAGUAAAUGCAAACCUUUGUGUGUGUUAGACAAAACUGCUGUAAGUGAAAUGGCAGUGGUCUCUCAGUUCUUAAUUUCUGAUGAACUUUUGUUAGACAAUAAUCCUGAAGCUCAAAGGCAGAUCAUCUGUGAUAAUAGUUGGAAAUUUCAUACAGAUUUGAGAGGUGUAAAUGAGGAAAAAGUGAAGAACAAAGAAUAUGUGGUUGAUUACUCUAAGGAUUUAUUCUCUGUUACCUUUGAUUUAGGAUUUUGUAGUACAGAGUCUGAUGAUGAAAUAUUAGAAAAUGUAUCAGAGACAAAUAAGAAUAGGCUUCUAAAUGAUCUAUCUGGAAGGUAUUUAGAUAUUAAGGAGAUAAGUGAUGAAAAUUAUGUUUCAAAUCAAGCAGUAAUACCAAGAGAUCAUGUUGAAAGUUUUAUGAGAAGAAACAUUACUGUCUCAUCAAGUGAAGAUAAGCAGAGUCCAAAUUUUGCACUUUUGCCACUGAGUGCAGCAAAAAAUAAAGAAUUUAUAUCUCCUGAUUAUUCUCAGUUUCCUUUGCUGGUAGGAGAAAAAGUUAUGAGUACACCACUUUCUGAAUCAAGCACACUGAACUCAUUUUCUAAGAUAAGAGAAGAAAUGUCCAAAACACCAGUUUCUAAUAAAGAAAAAUUAAAUCUACAAAGUCUUGACAAAGAAGCAUUGAAUUCAACUUUUGAUGAUUCAGGACUUUCUCUACAAAAGGCUAAAAGCAGUGAAAAAAACAGACUUCAUCAGUCCUGUCAUUAUUCUGUGGAAGAAGGUGAACAAUUAUUAACAAGUACUGAAAGUGAAGAUGAGAUUUUCCAAAGAAGAUGUAAAAAAAUAAGUGUUUUAAAAUCCCCUGAGGAUCAGAAAAGUAGUGAAGUUGAUUCUCCACUUCAUGCUGUCAAAAAGCGCAGGAUUCCUCCAAACAGAUUAGAAUUAUCAUCUAGUGAUGAGAGUGAGAAUUUUCACAAACAUCCACAAUUAGAAGACUUCAGGGGUCAUAAUAGGAAUCCCAAAAGAGGCGUCAAAGUCCAAAAGAGACACAGCCACCUAAAGCACGUAGCUAGGCAGUUUUUAGAUGAUGAAGCAGAACUUUCCCAAGAGGAUGUGGAAUGUGUUUCAUCAGAUGAAAAUGAUGAGUCAGAAAAUGAACAAGAUGCCUCACUAUUUGGCUUCUUUAAUGAUGAGAGUCAACUUUCACAGGCUGUAAAUGAUUCUGAUAUGAGGGCUAUUUACCUGAAAUCUUUGCGCAGUCCGUUGAUGAGCAGUCGUUACAGAAUGGUCCAUAAGAAACAUCGCAAUAUGAACAUUUUCUCACAGAUCCCUGAGCAAGAUGAAACCUAUUUAGAGGACAGUUUUUGUGUUGAUGAGGAGGAGUCUUGCAAAAUCCAAUCAAGUGAUGAAGAAGUAUGCGUUGAUUUUAACUUAAUAACUGAAGAUUGCUUUUCAAACGGAAGUAAAACAUAUAAAACCCGACGUGCAGUAAUGUUAAAACAAAUGCAGAUGGCCCAAAGUUGUACACCUCCAAAAAAGAAAUUAUCCAGAAUCAUUUUACCAGAUGAUUCAAGUGAGGAAGAAGAUAAUAUAAAAGAUGAAGGAGCAUCCAGUAUUGUGGUUAACCCAAGCACUGUUAACAAGAAUGACCAACAAGAUUAUUGUCUGAAUUUUGUGCAGUCUGGGUAUUCAUUGCAGUGCAAAGUCCAUGCUAAUCUAAUUAUUAAUCAGUCACCAAAGCAGGGACAACAGAUACCACUUAAUCUAAAGGAAUCAACUUCUGAACCUCAGAGCCAUAACAAAGUUGUAUCUUCAUCAUCUUUCACUCCUGUUGAUUCACAGGAAGACUGUAGACAAUUUCCAAUUCCAUUGAAGGUUGGUAGUACUCAGGAGGAUUCUAGUUCCUCAGUGGCAUAUGGUUCCAAUUCAAGACCACAUUUGGCUGAGGCAUACACUUCUCUUAGACUUCCACAAGAAGGAAAAAGAACCUAUAUUCUUGUAGAUAGUCGUGAAAUCACUUCAGGUUCAGAAAUAAUUUCUUCUCUAAGAGCAAUUCAUGGAUUAGAAGUAGAGGUUUGUCCUCUUAAUGGUUGUGAUUACAUUGUGAGUAACCGCAUGGUGGUGGAAAGGAGGUCUCAAUCUGAGAUAUUAAAUAGUACCAAUAAGAACAAGCUCAUCGACCAGAUUCAACACCUGCAGAGCAUGUUUGAAAGAAUAUGUAUGAUUGUGGAAAAGGACAGGGAAAAAACAGGGGACACAUCAAGGAUUUUUAGGAGAACAAAGACCUAUGACAGCCUGCUGACUGCCUUAAUUGGUGCUGGAAUCCGAAUUCUUUUCAGUUCCUGCCAAGAAGAAACCGCGGAUUUGCUAAAGGAACUGUCUUUAGUGGAACAAAGAAAGAAUGUUGGUAUUCAUGUUUCAACAGUGGUGAACAGUAAUAAAUAUGAAGCACUUCAGUUUUAUCUAAGUAUUCCCAAUAUAAGUUAUAUAACUGCAUUAAAUCUGUGUCAGCAGUUUUCAUCUGUGAAAAAGAUGGCCAACAGCUCACCUCAAGAAAUCUCCACGUAUGCACAAAUAACACAUCAAAAGGCAGAGGAGAUCUAUAGAUAUCUUCACUAUGAAUUUGACAUACAAAUGUUACCAAACAGUCUUAAUCUUGGUAGACUGAAAUCUGAUGCAUGAUUGGACUGCUCAAAAUGCAGUUACCAAAGAACUCUCACAAUACUAAAUGCACUUUAACAAUCAUUGCUGUGGUUUAUUAGUUUAAAAUAUGUAAAUAAGAACAUUUUCUAAUCUCUUAAAGAUAUUAUUUUCUGUAUUGUACAUUUUUAUUUAUGUAGAUUAUAAAUUAUUUAAAAAGAGAACCACUGAUGUUCAAUAAUCAUUUUGACUAACUGGAUUAUGAAAUAACUUUUUAUUGAAUAAACAAAGGUUUAUUAAAGAUGCUACUGAGGGUAGUUUGAGAAAGUUAAAGCUAGAGUUUGAGAUGUAUUUUGAAAUUUUUCCAAAAAUUAAAGUACUGUUGUUGUUAGCAUAAUAGAUUGAUAUGACUAUGACUGCUGCCAACGUAAUGGUCAUAAACAAUUUUCCUUUGUAUAAAAAUAUAAACUAUAAUAUUAUCUAGAAUAUUUUAAAUGUACUGAAUCCAAAUACAGAUUGGAUAAGGUGUGGUUGUCUUGUGAGAUAAAUGCCCUAGUAAGUAGGAAAGUAGAAAAUUUAACUGAAUAUCUUUAUCUUCCCAAAGGUUCCAUCCAGUUAAAGUACAGUUAGAUCCUACUGAUACGAACUUCAAGAUACUUUAACUUUUUUAUUGUUGAAAUAUCAUAUUCAAAAUGGUAUAUUGGCUUGACCUUGGAAAAUCUUUUUAGUAUAGAUGAGCUAUUGAAUGCAGAUUAAAUUGUGAUGCUAUUAAUAUUGUAAGAUGUUUCCAUAUUUAUAUCUGAAAUAUCUGAGGCCCUUUAGUUAGUCUAGUGCUAAAGCAGUCUUUAAUUAUGAAGAUUUUAUUUUCCAUUUCGAGUCCUUUACCUAUUGUUGCCUUCUAUUAUAGUACUGGGUAGUCGAACAAAGCUCACCAGCAGAGGGCUUUCCUCAACUGAUACCUGACAGGGACUUCAGAACUCUUGUCAUUCAAAAUGCUUCUUUGUUUUUCCUUUUUCUUUAACAGACAAUAAAAGUGAGGCCCAGAAACAGGUGACUUAUUUGACUUGGACUGGCAAAUCUAGAACCAGAACCCAGGAAUAGAUUCAGUUCUCUUUUCAUUUUAUUGCAUUGAUAAAGAGGGCAAAAAAAGUUACUCUGAUUGUGGAAUUUAGCUCCACACUGGUCUGGGCAGCACACGUUGUAGCACCUCCCCUCCAUACCUGCAGAUACCACGUGCCCCAACUCUUUUUAUGUACUUACCCACCAGAUAAAAUACUACAUAAAUUAAAAUGGUGUGAGGGACAUAACUUACUUAGAGGAUUUAUUUAUUCUUGCUGUGUGGAGAACUUUCUCUCCAUAUGUAAGCCUGCCAGUAAUAGUCUCUUUCCUCAUUGAAACCCUUAAUUAUAAACACUAUUGACUAUCAGUCCAUCUUAUCGUUUCAGUUCUUGAGCCCUUUAAGUCUUUCUUUUCCACUUUUAAAUCUUUGGAGGCUUCUUUAAACCUGAUUAACUUAUGUCCUUUUGAAUAAACUAGGUACCUGGCAGGUAGGAUGCACGAUACAGACUAGGAAAAAUCUUUAAGUUCAGUUAGGACACAGAGAAUUAUGGAAGGGAGACGCAGACUUUUGGGUUGGUCAAGUUCAUGCUGUUUCAAAAUUAUCUUUUUGUUUUCGGAUAUGGAAUUUCACUGCUUUCUUAACUUCUAAAACAUGUCCACUAACUUCAAGCACAUACAGUAUUAAACCAAAUAUUGGCAACUGAAGUUCUACAACACUAUUUAAUAGAGCCACUCUGAAAUCAUCCUUUCAUCUGUUCUACCCUAUAUCUACCCAAAAUCUCUGUGGUAAAGAUAAUCAUGGUACUUUAAAGGAGAAUGAUUUUGGUCCAAUUGCACUGUUUUUUUGUUUUUUUUUAAUUUUUGUUUCAAUAAAACCUGUAGUUAUUUAGUUGCUGAUUAU
Molecule: messenger RNA, 8304 nt
Organism: Choloepus didactylus (southern two-toed sloth)
Lineage: Eukaryota; Metazoa; Chordata; Mammalia; Pilosa; Megalonychidae
Gene: FANCM
Product: FA complementation group M
Exons: 23
Coding region: 228-6386 (2052 amino acids)
Biological process (GO): replication fork reversal; interstrand cross-link repair; double-strand break repair via synthesis-dependent strand annealing
Molecular function (GO): four-way junction DNA binding; nuclease activity; four-way junction helicase activity
Source: RefSeq, a predicted model, not a curated record